Messenger RNA from Beta vulgaris subsp. vulgaris (sugar beet), 844 nucleotides. RefSeq lists its product as hypothetical. The record is from RefSeq and is a predicted model, not a curated record. Bases 95 to 535 code for a protein of 146 amino acids. The transcript has 2 exons. NCBI's taxonomy places the organism in Eukaryota, Viridiplantae, Streptophyta, Magnoliopsida, Caryophyllales, Amaranthaceae.
CACAACCACCUUAAUUGAUCGUAUGUGAGCAAAGUGGAGCGCAGAAAAUAUCAUAAUUGCUAGAUAAGAAGCCGAUCGAUCUCAAAGUGAAAACAUGGCGAGUGGGCAAUUGAAACGACAAGAAGGUAGCAGUGGAGAGACAAAGCAACGCAGUGCAGAGGUUCAAGCUCGUGUCGAUGUUUAUCUCAUCAAUGGAGAUGGUGAAGAUCAUCCUUUUGUUUAUGGAACCAUAACUACUAGAGUUGAUUCCGGCACCGAGACUACAAUGUACAACAAAUCCAGCAGUCAGGCUGAAAUUGUGGCACCUGGGAUGCCCAUUACCAUGAACAACUUCGUAAAAAUGUCAGGUUGGGCAGAUAAGUUUUAUGUUCAUGCAAAGUUGUAUGACUAUGAUUAUCUUAGCCCCGACGAUGAAAUCGCAAAUGGUACUGCCACAUUUGUGGUCAGAAGUGGUGGAUCAUCUGGUGCGGAAUACAUUACUGGACAAGAUGGCAAAAUACAGGUCCGGGUACAAUGGUAUGAUGUCAACCCUUGAACGGCUAUCGAUUCGACCCAUCCAUCUAAUAUCAUAUUAUAAAAUAGUAUGCUAUGCAUGCAUAUAUACGUACAUCUAUGUACGUAGUACCUACUAUUUGAAUAAAGGCUGCUAAAUUGUGCGUGGGUCUUAAAUCUUAAUACAUAGCAGCUUCGUUUUUAUGUUUUUUUUUUCUUUUUAAAUAUUUGGAGUCAUGUUGUUGAGACUUUAUUUGGUCGUUAUAUUGCUCAAUGUAAUGGGUCUGUUUGCUUGCUUCUCCCCAAGCAUAAAGCAACUAAAGUCUAAUAAUAUAUAUAUGUUAUUUUGUUA